Molecule: messenger RNA, 1188 nt
Organism: Dryobates pubescens (Downy woodpecker)
Lineage: Eukaryota; Metazoa; Chordata; Aves; Piciformes; Picidae
Product: E3 ubiquitin/ISG15 ligase TRIM25
Exons: 5
Coding region: 51-1163 (370 amino acids)
Molecular function (GO): zinc ion binding
Source: RefSeq, a predicted model, not a curated record
CCUUUCAGUUUCGUUUCUCGCAGACGGGCUAGCCUGCCGUGUCUACAGCCAUGGCAAAAGCUGGGGAAAAAUCUGGAGGGGCUACCAGCCUGGAGAAUGAGCUCAGCUGUCCUGUCUGCCUGUGUCUGUAUAAGGACCCAGUCAUGCUGAGCUGUGGUCACAACUUCUGCAAGCAGUGCAUCCGGAAGGUACUCGAUAGCCAACAGCGAUCCCCUGCCUCCUGCCCUAUGUGCAAGAUGCAGCUGGGGCCCAAUGUGGAGGUGCAGAAUAAUUUUCAGCUGCGCAGCAUCGUGGAGACAUUUCUGGCCGCCAAUUCCAAAGGACAACAGGAGGAUGGCUCUGAAGAGAGGAAGAAGGCGAUGGUUCUCUGUGACUUCUGCCUGGACAAGUCUGAGCCAGCGGUGAAAACCUGCCUGAUGUGUGAUGCAUCUUUAUGCCAGGCCCAUUUGAGCAAACACAAUGCCACGGCUUCCCAGCAGGACCACGUACUGGUGGAGGUGGGCACAGGCGGUGUGGCAGAGAGGAGAUGCCAGGAGCACGGCAAGCUGCUGGAGUGCUACUGCCGGAACGAGAGGCUGUACAUCUGCUUGCUCUGCUGUAUUGUGGGACAGCACAAGGGCCACGACAUCAUCACCCUGAAGGAGGCACAUGAGGAACAGCUGGCUGAACUAUCGAACAUAGCAACAUGGCUGCAGGAACGUGAAAACGCUUUAGCUGCUGCCCUGGAAGGACUUCUGAAGAAUGAGCGGCAGCUCAAGACCAACAUAAAAACAGUGAUUUCCCAGACGGAAAGCCUGUUUGAACAGCUGAAGACAGACAUCAUUAAGGAAAAGACGAGGAUCCUGCAAGACAUUGAAUCCAUUGAGAGAAAAAACCUGACAGGGAUUCCUGAAAUGAAGGGGGAAAUUCAAAAACUGAGAGGUGAGGCUGUGGAGCUUCUUCAGUCUUUGCAGAAGAUGAAAGAGCAACCAGAUGUUUUCCGCUUCUUCAAAGAAUUUAAACUGAUCAAGGACAGGAUUUACAGUCAGGAUUUCAGCGUCAACAUGGUGGGCAUGGAGGUGCUGGAGAUGGAUCAGGCCUGGAUUGGCUCCUACAAACGCUUAGCACAGGACUUCAUCAGCAACAUGAAGGCACUGUUGAGAGAAGUGCAAUGUGAGUCCUGAGCCACUGGCUCUGCACCACUGACCC